Mugil cephalus (flathead mullet) is the source of this 1192-nucleotide messenger RNA. RefSeq names its product G-protein coupled receptor 4-like. The coding region runs from base 455 to 1192 and encodes 245 amino acids. The record is from RefSeq and is a predicted model, not a curated record. Gene Ontology annotation, biological process: G protein-coupled receptor signaling pathway. Lineage: Eukaryota; Metazoa; Chordata; Actinopteri; Mugiliformes; Mugilidae. Gene Ontology annotation, cellular component: membrane. Gene Ontology annotation, molecular function: G protein-coupled receptor activity. The transcript is spliced from 4 exons.
UCAGGGGGUUGAGGUUUUGCUAAAGUCACAGCAGCAACUUAUCACACUGAUAAAAAGUUUUCCUCCUGAUAAAUAUUAAGAAAACCGAACCACUAAUUAGGUGAAUAAUAGUUUUAUUUUUAAAAAAAGGUGCAAAGGAAAUUCUCCCACAUCUUAUUUUAAAUACUUCAAGAACAGAAAAGGAUAAUAGCCGAAUAUAUAAACAUUUACAGUUUCCCUUGCUGAAAUAUUUAAGUUGAUUUUUAUAAAAACAGUAUGACCCCACAGCUUUUAGUUUUGCCCAAGUGCCAAUUUGUCAUCUAGUUGCUUUCCUGACCAAAAAUCUAACUUCCUCAUAUGAGCAGAUUUGAAUAUAUGAACCUUCCUACAUGUCACAUUCUGCUGUAGACUGUUUAGAUGCAGAGGACAGAACCAACACCAGUGAGAGGAACUCAUUCAGGAUUCAAACUGAACAAUGGAACAUUUCAACAUCAGCACCACAUGGAACGAAAGUUAUGAAGAAAUCUACAACAGCUUCAACUACAAUGAACCCAACUAUUACCAGUACUGCACCAUUGACUGCUUUAAAGGCAAAGAUGCAUUAAUCUUAUAUGUUUCCACAAUAGUCGUUAUCUGCAUCAGCCUUCCUCUGACCCUACUGGCCAUCUACUCACUGUCUUCUCUGGUCAGAAAGGAUCACGGUGCUCCAGUCUACGUCAUCAAUCUCCUCAUUUCUGAUCUGGUUCAGCUCCUCUGCAUGAUUGUUUGGGUGGCUAAGAAGAUUAAAAUAUGUAAUCAAUUGUGGGAAACUUGGAUGAUCAUUUACUGUUAUUGUCUGUUGUCCAGUGUUGGCUUCAUGGUGUGUAUCUCCCUAGAAAGGUAUCUGGUCAUCGUCUGGCCGCUGUGGUACAGAUUCAGAAGAACCAUCAAGACCUCUGUGGUGGUCUGUGUCCUAGUCUGGAUCCUUCCUCUUGUGUUUUUCCUCCCAUUGUAUUACAGUUUUGGUUUUGUGACCACACAAACCAUCGUAGGUGUCUACCUCAUCCUCCCCCUCCCUCUGUUCAUCUUCUUCCUGGGUGGGACUUUUAAAGCCCUGUCUGGAUCCAUCAGUGUCUCCUCUGAUGAAAAACGAAGAAUUGUGGCAGUUUUGGUCGUAGUGCUGCUUAUUUACACACUGCUGUCCUGCCCCCAGUCAUUUUUGUGUUUCUGGUAG